CUAGCCACAAAACCAGGUUCAACCCACCAUUUAUUUCUUAAAAUGUCCUGUACAAAGUCAGGAAAAUGGCCACUGUUAUAUUAUAGUUCGUUUAUGUGUGUGUUACAUUUUAAUGUUGUGUUUCUGUUGUGUCGUACAAGGUGUGUAUUAUCCACAUGAGACUGUUUUUGUUGGCACGAAUGAAACCGUUGAACUUAAUUGUUAUAAGUAUGAUCAAUCUGAAUGUGCCUGGCGUAUAUCGAAAAAGGCAGUACCAUCUUCAAUGGACAGCAAUGCGACAGAUAAAACAUAUAUACUAUACACUGAUGGACACUUGCUGAAUCCAAAACUGAAAAACACUAAUAUUGAUAUCAUUGGUGGAACCCACACUGGUAAAUGCAACCUCAAGAUAAGAAGUUUCUCAUCUGCGGAUGAAGGAAGCUACACAUGCAAAUUUUGGAGUCCUGGUACAGAUGCACAUUAUAAUGUUUACAAUGUGCAAUUAAAAAGUUUACCUUCCAACUUAACAAUACAUCAAGUAAUCAUGAAAAAGCGAAAACAAGUUGUUCGCGGAAUCGAAGGAAAAAAUCUAACGAUCGUGUGUAUUGUCAAAAGUGGCAGACCAGCAGCAACACUCGUUUUGAAAACAAAUGGAAUAUCUACUUGGAAAGAGAGAAGAGAUUGUGUAACAUAUUCCUUCAUUCCAACAAAAAAGGAAAACAUGCAAUCAAUUGUAUGUUCUGCCUACAGUACAUUCCUAGCUAAUCCACUGUCAUUUAAAGUACAGUUGGAUAUUCAGUAUUCACCAGUUGUUGAAAUAACACGCAGACUAACUGAGCACAAAUUAAUACUGAUCUGCAAUCCGAGCGGGAACCCUGCUAAUUAUACGUUUGGCAAUUGGGAGCACUGGUCUGAAUUCAGGGAACAUAUUCAAAAUCUUGAAGGGACGCCUGAUGGUACAUUGCCCCUACCGAAAUCCACCAAUACCAAGUCGUUAUCGGAAACUGAUGGUAUAUACAAAUGCAAAGCAGUAUUUACGGUACAGAUGGACACUUAUACCAGAUAGGAACUGCACUCGUACACAAUAAAGGUAACACAUGAACAGCCUUGUUCAUAUCGUUCAACAAAUUCAAAUGCUAAAUAGUUAUUUUGAAAUGUCCUGCACUUUAUAUUCAACUAAGCCUUUAGAAUGCAUCAGUGUAAGUGAUUCAGUCUGAAUAAACAGUAACAAGUUAUAUACAUGGAACGAA
Messenger RNA from Mytilus californianus (California mussel), 1229 nucleotides. RefSeq lists its product as uncharacterized. The coding region runs from base 113 to 1045 and encodes 310 amino acids. The record is from RefSeq and is a predicted model, not a curated record. The transcript is spliced from 3 exons. NCBI's taxonomy places the organism in Eukaryota, Metazoa, Mollusca, Bivalvia, Mytilida, Mytilidae.